AGCCCCCGUACUGCGACGGGUGGUGGGAGGGAAGCGAAUAAAGUGGGCGUGGAUUGGCCCGCCUUCCGCCAAUGGGCGGUGCCGGGUAAGAGCGGUGCGGGGGGCUGCGUGUUUCCGGAAGACGUGGCGGCCGCUUCUGCCGCUGCUUCCAGCCACCUCCCCCGCCCCGUUCCCUGCUGCUGCCGCCGCCGCCGGCCUCGCCGCCACCAUGAUCUCCCUCACCGACACCCAGAAGAUUGGAAUGGGAUUAACGGGCUUUGGUGUGUUUUUCCUUUUCUUUGGAAUGAUUCUCUUUUUUGACAAAGCACUUUUGGCUAUUGGAAAUGUUUUAUUUGUGGCUGGCUUGGCUUUUGUUAUUGGUUUAGAAAGAACAUUUAGAUUCUUCUUCCAAAAACACAAAAUGAAAGCAACAGGCUUUUUCCUGGGUGGCGUGCUUAUAGUUCUCAUUGGUUGGCCCUUGAUAGGAAUGAUCCUUGAAAUUUAUGGAUUUUUCCUUUUAUUCAGGGGUUUCUUUCCUGUGGUGGUUGGUUUUAUUAGAAGAGUGCCAGUCCUUGGAUAUCUCUUGAAUUUACCUGGUAUAAGCUCGCUUGUAGAUAAAGCUGGAGAAAGCAACAACAUGGUAUAAUGACAAGUGGGCAGAAGGCUGGUGUUAAAUUUAUUGUAUUAUUUAUAAAGCUUUUGAAGAAUAUUCAGCACAAAGAUUAAAUUGUGUACAAAGGAAAAGCUUGUAAUGUUCUUUACAUAAAAGUUUAAUUUAAAAUGUAUAGUCUACAGAAUACAUCAUUAGACAAGAAGCUCAGCAAGCAUGCUUCUGAGACAAGCUACUCCAAGAAUUUGGGAAGUAAACUGAAGAGGUGAAAGUCAUGGGAUAACCCAUGCCACAACUGUUCAAGACUGUUUGAUGCUUUUGGAAAAUAUUCUAAACAUAAUGAACCCUCAUGGAACUAACGGUGCCUGUACUUUACCUCCUUAUUUUGAAGGUUUGGUAGAGUAAACAGGUCUUUAUUUUUAAGGUGUUCCCCUUCUACCUACCCAACCCCCACCACCUGCCACAUCCCCCCCCCCCAAAAAGGGGGGGGGCGGGUAAAAAAUAUUACCUGUUUAACAAAAGAUGUCUUUCUUGCAUAAAAGUUAAGAUGGACAGUCAUUUUUAAGUAUAUGUAACAACAAAGGAAACCCCUCUACACUUCUACUGUAAACAUUUUUGUAAAUAUGUGGCUAAAAUAAAACUUCAUUGUCCUCUUCGUGUUUCAUAGCCAAAUGUAAGUUGAUUGGAUUUGCCUUCAGUUUUGGAAUAUGCAAAAGGUCAGUCUUUACUAACUUCAGUCUAAAAUUGCAAUUGGUUCAGAAGUUGUACAGUUUAGCUGGGAACUCUUGAAACUGACUUACACGCCUUUGGAUUUUUUUUCCUCCUUGACUCAUGUUAUGUCUGCACAUCAAGAUGAGGAUGUAGCUCUUUAUUAUUGAAUAAACGUUUGCAUAUCCUGUUUAGUUCAUGAAAUAAUGCAUUUGGUUUCACACAAACCCUGUGAAAUAUACCCUAUUUAAAUAUGAAACAUGUUUUCAAAUAGUUGGAAGCCCAGGCUUCUUUUUGCCAUAGGACUACAAGUUACAAAUCGUAUUUUUUACAGUAAUAAAAUGAAAACUUUAAACUCUGUGUGUGAGAGUUUCUGGAAAAUUGAAUUUAACAAAUUAACUGAAAAACAAAUGCCAGUCCGAGUGUCUGUCUAUAUGACUUAGUUGCUGCUUGAUUUCCGUCAUUUUUAAAUUAUUUAUCCCAUCAAUCAUGAAAGCAAUUAGGCAACUAUAGAGCAUGUAUCUGAUCUGGACUAUAAUUUUCUUUGGCUUGAAUUGAGGUAAAUGAAGAUUGCAUUUAAAGUGCGAGUAGUGAUUUUUCUAAUUUUGUUGGGAUGUCUAACAUGCAUUCCAAUAAAUCUAGAUUCAUAGUAUUUUUCACUGAAAGUCAUCAGCAAGUAACUUGUAUCUGUCCAUACAUUGACUUUAGCAGUUUCUCAGAAUUUUUUGACUCAAGUAGCUAUAGUCUCAUCAAUCUAAUAAGUGAUUCUUUUGCAAAGUUAGAAAAUACCAAACUAAUUUUUUAUGUUUUUAAGGUGGGACAAGCCAUCACAUACAAAAUAUACAUUUUUGGAAGUAGUUUAAAAACAUCUUUGUAUAUGUGGUGGAUUUUCCAGUUGCAGACGUAUAAAUCACCAUGGAUUAUUUUCUAAAUUUCCCCAUUUACUUUGUUUUCUUCUGGGGAACAAGAUGGUGGAAGAUAAAAUGCAAAACUCUUUGGGAACAAAAUGAAUAGGGCGAUAACCUUGUAGCCCAGUACAUCUUUUAAGUUUAGUCAGUGCGCAUUAUGGCUUUUUAAUUUUAAUAAUGAAAGAACUUGGUUGUGGGUUGGGUUUUUUGGUUUGUUAUAUUCCUGAUGGCAUGUGUGUUAAUUUACAAACAGGACUAAAUAUGACUUGUGGCUCCUACCUCAAGAGAAGAAUCAAUUUUAAUUGCCCCUGUUAUCUGUUGUGUUUCAAGCAUCACGUUUCUAACACUAGUUACAUAAUUUACUUUCUGAACAACCAAAUGGGCUUGAAAUACUAGUCUGCAUCAUGGGUAUCAAAAACAUUUUUUUUAAAAUCAGACAAUGUACUUCAUUUACAAUAGAUGUGGGAAAAUGCUGCGGUCUUUAUUCUUGUUUUCUAAUAGGUAAUCUAAAGUGCAAACGCUGGAUUGUACCACAUGACUGUGUUUUGUAGCCCUUUUUGGAAGCAAAUUGCUUGAUAAAUUUAUGCCAAGUACCUUCUUCCACAAGAACUUUGGACAGAAUCUUUAAGAUGUGACAAUGUCUUGCUGUUCCAUGAUCUCUCAGCCCUUCGGUGAAAUACAGAGGUCUGCAAUUCACCUCACUUCUACUUGAAUUCACUGUUUUACAUCAAGUGUCAGCAUAAGUGGUGCUCAUUUUUUGUCAGGAAUGAGAUUGACAAAUGUACUACUCAACUGAGAGGGGACAACAUUGUGUGUAGCAUUUUGCAGUCUGUAUCCCUCAAGGUAACAUAGUCUCAAAGACAAACAUCAGUUUUGCCAAGUACCUGUAAGUGGUGGGGAAGAAGUCAAAACUACUCCUUAGCCUUAAGUGUUUCUGUCAUUGCAAAAAUGUAUCUUCUGUAACAGAAACAUAUUUGGAGCAUUUCCUCUUUUAAAUGUAAUUUAUAAUUGCUGCGUUAAGGCUCACUAACAGAUCUGUCCUGAGCAGAUGAAUACUGUAAAUACACUUGUCAUACCUUGAAUAAAUGAGUACUUUUUUCUAUUAA
Molecule: messenger RNA, 3311 nt
Organism: Chelonia mydas (Green sea turtle)
Lineage: Eukaryota; Metazoa; Chordata; Testudines; Cheloniidae
Gene: GOLT1B
Product: golgi transport 1B
Exons: 5
Coding region: 209-625 (138 amino acids)
Biological process (GO): retrograde transport, endosome to Golgi; endoplasmic reticulum to Golgi vesicle-mediated transport
Cellular component (GO): endoplasmic reticulum; membrane
Source: RefSeq, a predicted model, not a curated record